AUGUUUCGUUUCCACAAGUCGCUUGACAUCGUCACCGUCUUCCACAAGGCAAGCUCCCCAGCUUCCACCAGAGUUGCCAACUUGGUCAAGCAGAUUUCUGCCAAUGCCCAAGCCGGAGCUACUCUUGACCAGGCCAGCGACCAUACUGCGCAGACAAAGGCAACCCGCGAUCCAUUCGAGCUCAAUAUUACCGAGGAACCUCCUACCGUCGAGCAGGUCCAAACCAUCCUCGACUAUGUUGGCAAAGGCGGCGUUGCCAGCGUUAUCAAAGGAGCCCGCGAUGAGAAGGAUGCAUUGAAGAAAUUUCGUGAGAGCAAGGAGAACUUUUUGAGGCCGGUGACUGUGGACUGGAACAAUGGCAAGGCCAUUGCUGGAGACAGAGAGAGCGAAAUCCUCAAGCUUCUGAAGGCGCAAGCCUCGGAUUAA
Pochonia chlamydosporia 170 is the source of this 426-nucleotide messenger RNA. RefSeq lists its product as hypothetical. Bases 1 to 426 code for a protein of 141 amino acids. The transcript is spliced from 3 exons. Lineage: Eukaryota; Fungi; Ascomycota; Sordariomycetes; Hypocreales; Clavicipitaceae. The record is from RefSeq and is a predicted model, not a curated record. Gene Ontology annotation, cellular component: mitochondrion. Gene Ontology annotation, molecular function: oxidoreductase activity.